This is a messenger RNA of Monoraphidium neglectum, 1683 nucleotides long. RefSeq lists its product as hypothetical. The record is from RefSeq and is a predicted model, not a curated record. The transcript has 7 exons. The coding region runs from base 1 to 1683 and encodes 560 amino acids. NCBI's taxonomy places the organism in Eukaryota, Viridiplantae, Chlorophyta, Chlorophyceae, Sphaeropleales, Selenastraceae. Gene Ontology annotation, molecular function: protein kinase activity; ATP binding. Gene Ontology annotation, biological process: protein phosphorylation.
AUGCGCGUGGGCGUCGAGGACGAGCGGCCCCUCAUCCCGCCGGAGAGCGACCUGCCCGGGUCACCCGGGGGCAAGCGCCUGGAACUCUACAUUGAGUUGAUGAAGGAGUGCUGGGACGCCAACCCCGACAAUCGGCCGACGUUUGACCAGAUCGCAAUGCGCCUGGGAGUGCAGCAGACUAUCGUGGACGAAGCCGCGCUGCUGACGAUCCAAGAGGCGCCCGCAGAGGGCAACUCCGUAUCCAUCACCGCCCCCGCCAGCCUGCGCAGCAGCCUCAACUGCGCCGGUAGGGACGGCGGCGGCGGCGGCGGUGGCAGCGGCAGCGGCAGCGGCAGCGGCAGCGGCGGCGCGGGGCCCGUUGCAGCGCAGGACAGCCCCUUCUUUUCGGCCUUUGCUGCCACCCCGCCUGCCGUGGUGCUGGCGGCUGCCGUCGACGGGCGCCCCGCCGCGCCUGACGACAGCCCUUUCUUCACCGCGGGGACCCUGGAGGGCGACGCCAGCGCGGGGCCGCUGAGUCCGAAUGCCGGGGCAGGCGGCGCGGCCGGCGGCGGCCCAGGCUCACCCACCGCCGACUUUGACCGCCCUUUUAUCAGCGGCAGCGCCACCGACGCCGCCGAAGCCCCGCCCGACGCCGCCAUGGGCGACCUGCAACCGGGCGGCGGCCCCGGCGCCCCGGCCGCCGCAGCGGACAGCCCGCUGUUUGCGGGGCCGGCGACGGCAGCUGACAGUCCGUUCUUUGGCGCCUUUGGCUCGGCGGGGGGAGCGGGUGGGCUGGAUUCAGAAGACUCGACGGGCCUCUCGUCCGCAGCUGCGUACGCGAUCGCCCCCCCGGGGGGCGCGAGAGGAGGGGAUGCUUUCGGCUUGGCCGUGCCAGCGACACCCGAGGAGAGCCCCUUCGCGGGGAUGUUUGGUGCCGGCGCUAGCGCUCCCCUUCUGGCUGAAGCGCAGAGCUCCUACGGCUCCGCCUCUGGGGCGCUCGGCAACAUGAUGCCCGUGCCGGCGGGCUGCAGCGCCCCCAACCCGCUCGCGCAGCCGUUCGUGAUGCGUCAGCCCUCCGCGCCUCACGCCGGGCCCCCGCCGCCGUGGGGCGUGGCCCCGCCACCGAUGUCGUUCCCGCCGCCGUCGAUGGCUGCGUCUAUGGCGCCGUCAGCCUUGUUGUCGGAGGGCACGGCGGGUGCGCCGCAGGAGCCGUCGGCGGCGCUGGCGGGGCAGUGGGGAGAGGCUGGGGGCGGCAGGGGCGAGGGUGGCGGGCUGUUGACAGACAACAGCACCCUGGGGGGAGCCCUGGACGCAAUCAUCUCUCUUACGCAGGUCAUCCCGGCAGAGGAGCUCACCCUGAUCCAGACCAUCAGGCAGGGCGCGGAGGGGCGCGUGAUUUUGGGGCGCUGGAACCACAUCGAGGUGGCGGCCAAGGCGUGCUCCAAGGACUUGGAGUCCCUGCUGCGGGAGGUCAAGACACUUACCACCCUGAACAUGCACCCCAACAUGGUCCGGUUCUGCGGCGUAUGCCUGCGGCCGCCUCUGGUGGUGACUGAGUACCUCAGGAACGGGUCCCUCUGCGUGCUGCUGCAGAAGGCCCGAAAGCAGCUGGAGUCAAAGAAAUCCAGCCAGAGGCACGUGAAGUGGCUCUCGUGGACGCGGCGCCUGGAGAUGCUGCACCAAGUGGCGGGCGGCAUGACGUGA